Symbiodinium sp. CCMP2592 is the source of this 3615-nucleotide messenger RNA. Lineage: Eukaryota; Dinophyceae; Suessiales; Symbiodiniaceae. The record is from the annotation of a GenBank genome assembly.
AUGAGCCUGAUGCAUCGUGGCUUUCUUGGAGCCGCUUUCUGGCAGACAGUCCAGGCCCAGGUUUCAGCACAGGCGCCCGGCAGCUGCCGCGGCAAGCGCCUAGGUGAGGCCUGCGAGGUUGAUGCAGGGCGCCUUGCCGUCGCUGCGCAGCGUCAAGGUGUUUGUGCUUCGCUGCAGGCACCGCAAGGCGGCGCAGAGCUUGUGUGCCUCGCGUGUGGAAGCUAUGCUUCUAUGGAUUUCGCUGACCGCCUCGGCGGCGAGCUAGGUCAGCUCGGAACUUGGGGUGUCCUGGCCGUGGGCGCCACAAUGGGCUCAGUUGUCACCUGUGGUCUGCUCACCGUGGCAUGGCACCUCCGGGGUCUCUUUGAAACACCCUUCGAGGAGCUAUCCAUGGAAGCAGAUGACUUGGUGGAGGAGUACAACAUGCAGAAGCAGCGCAGGUCGCUUCCGGCACGACCGGCCGCGGACGUGGAGCUUGGACAAAUCCUUGGGAAAAGCAGCAAGGCAGUGCGCCGCGAAACUUGCUCCAGGACAUCCUCGGGUGCGAGACGCAGCGCGUCAGAGGUCCGGGAAGCCGGGCCAGGACGGCGCAAGCCGGCUGCCGAGGCUUUAACAAGGCCGAGCUCGAUGCUCGCACAAACACGGUCUGCCAGUGCAGGCCGUGGUCGUGGGAGGGCCAUGGCUGCACCGUCCCGAGACUCGAAGUGGCUGCUGCUUGAGGCAGCGUUGGACCGAGACCAGCACACGGAGGACGAUGGCUUGGGUGCCCGGGCCAUGCCAGUGAGCAUUGGGAAAGUGGAGCGAUUUCAAGGCCUGGACAGCUUCAAGUCGAAAGGCGUGACCGAAUUCUCCAGAAGCACUAAGCGGGCUUGCGGCUUGCACUCGAGUGCAGUGCUACCCUUCGCGCAGCGAACACGACAGAAGCAGGGUCACAAUGCCCAAUCGGAACGGGGCAGCGCCCUCAGCGACCACGGCGGCGCCGCCGCCAACCCUGUGCCCACCGCGGCCGGCACGGUGACAGAGCCGGAGCAACGGCCUUCUUCCGAUGGUCGGUCCGAACAUGACGAGCCGGCACAAGUCCGGAAAGCGAAUGAGGAAAUGAAGAAGUACAAACCCAGCGGCAAAGAAAUCAAACUGUUUUCGGAGUUGGAGGACCCCUUAAGGCAAGUUAGCUAUAAGCCCAACUCCGCGAACACGUUGAGAUUGGCAAAAGGAGGGUCGUGGGUGGCAGAAGACAACUACGACAUCUUUACCUUGUUACGAGGCCUUUUCGGUUCCCGUGGCUUUAUCGACCCUCGGCUCCGCCUCAUCGCGACGGCACGGGGGCGCAGUGUCGUCACGGUUGGGAACUUGAAGCGACACGAGGUGCUUUUCCAGGUGCCCCUGAAGUCUGUGCUGCGACGCAAGCUUCCGUGGCGGGAGGUGCCCCUGUUCAAAGCCAGCCGCAAAAAUCUCUCCGAGGACGAGGAGAUAAUCCUGUUUCUGGCGGCCCUGCGAAAGUUCGGAGUCUACUCGGAGUGGUACCGCUACCUGCGAACUCUUCCUCUCGAAGAGGCCUCCACACCAGUGACCUGGAAGCCGAAUGAGAUCCACGCCCUGCGUGGGACACCUGCGCACUCGGAAGCCCGGACCCUGCGGAGGCAGCUGUCGGCCCUUUGCGAACGCUUCACUGAGCAAUUCGUCUGCGAGGAGCUUCGGUGGGCUGCGAGUCAUUACUGGAGCCGGGCAGUGGCCGUGGUCGGUGCGUCACCAAAGGCUUUUCGAGCGCUGAUCCCCGGGGUGGAUUUGUUAAAUUUCGACUCUGGAGCGCAGAACUACUUCCGCAUGGCUGGGAAGAGCAUCGUCUACAUUGCAGGCAAGGACUAUACAGCUGGCGAGGAGAUCCUCGACAGCUAUGGAGGAGGCAAGAACGACACCAACCUGCUGGUUCACUAUGGCUUUCUUGCGCAGGACUCAUGCCUUGCAUUUCAAGGGUCGAGCGGGGGACCAGCCAUGACCAUCAAGUAUUCCCGGGAGUCAAAGAACCCGAACAAGGCAUGCAAGGCACAGGGCGUUGACCUCAGGGUGCACUACAAGAACACCUAUGAAACCGCGCAGGCCAUCAAGGGCAUGACCCUUACGAAUGCCAAGCAGUACUUGCUGGAUGUUUGUGAGAAGAAAAGGUGCAUCCCGUUCCGCAAGUACACGGGUUGCAUUGGCCGAACUCCGCAGGCCAAGGAGUUCAAGAUGACCCAGGGCCGCUGGCCAGUCAAGUCGGCCAAGAUUGUCCUAGGGCUGCUCAGGAAUGCCGAGGCCAACGCAGAGUUCAAGAACUUGGAGACCGAGAAGUUGGUCGUGGAGCAUGUGCAGGUGAACGCAGCGCAGCAGGGCCGUCGACGAACCUACCGAGCUCACGGCCGCAUCGGCCCAUACAUGAACUGCCCGUGCCAUGUGGAGCUCAUCCUGUCAGAGCCCCUCGAUGGCGUGGAGAAGGCAGACGAGGAGGUCAAGCCGAAGAAGUUCACCCGAAAGCAGUUCGCCAAGCUCCGCCUGAAGGCACAAAUCAAGACAGAUUGUUGGCUCCUCUCGAGUAGGUGGCGACCAGUGAGAGUGAGAGGUCACAGUUCCCAGAGUCAGAGCUUUACUCACGGUGCACAGGGCUUGUGCAUUUUUUGGUCUGGUGGUGCAUGGUUAGCAGGUUCACCCCCGAACUUCUCCAAGCAGGUUUUUGUUUCAACGACAGGAGGCUUGGACACACUGGACCGCAUGCUCCGAUGGUUGGACUCUGGCGGUGCAUUUCCGGCUCGAACUCUGAUUCUUGUACAGGGAUCCAAAGAAACCGCGCUGCCUUUGGUUCAGGGCCACUCGGACGCGGAUGUGUCUGGUGAUCUGAAGUGCCAGGAAUCGUGCUAUGGAACUAUGGAGUGCAGCGAGAUGUGUAAGCGGUUGAAAGUGAUGAGGAGCAGUGAUUGGCAUCAGUUUGCGUACGUUCCACCCGAUGUGCGCGCUUCAUGUGAGCGGUGGAAGUGCAGUUUUCAGUGUCCCCGAGCCGAGGCCGCUGCCGGGGCCAUGACGAUCAAGUACUCCAGGGAGUCGAAGAACCCGUCGAAGGCCUGCAAAGCACAGGGUGUUGACCUCCGGGUGCAUUACAAGAACACCUACGAGACUGCACAGGCGAUCAAGGGCAUGACUUUGACUAAUGCGAAGCAGUACCUGCAGGACGUCUGUGAGAAGAAGAGGUGCAUCCCGUUCCGAAAGUACACAGGGUGCAUUGGCCGCACACCACAGGCCAAAGAGUUCAAGAUGACCCAGGGCCGAUGGCCGGUCAAGUCGGCCAAGAUCGUCCUUGGGCUGCUCAGGAACGCCGAGGCAAAUGCCGAGUUCAAGAACCUGGAGACGGAGAAAUUGGUCGUGGAGCAUGUCCAGGUGAAUGCAGCACAGCAGGGCCGCCGACGAACCUAUCGCGCACACGGCCGUAUCGGGCCGUACAUGAAUUGCCCGUGCCACGUGGAGCUGAUCUUGUCUGAGCCUCUGGAAGGCGUGGAGAAGGCAGACGAGGCGACCUGCGUGGUGCAGCUGACAAGAUUCGAAAAUCCGGGGGCUUGUGCAGGACUUGUUGAGGAGACUAGCGGCUAG